Molecule: messenger RNA, 1231 nt
Organism: Trichobilharzia regenti
Lineage: Eukaryota; Metazoa; Platyhelminthes; Trematoda; Strigeidida; Schistosomatidae
Source: the annotation of a GenBank genome assembly
AUUAGAUACUCGAAAAUACAAACAAAUAUUGCAUAGGCUGAAUUUUGAAGCUAUGCUACUAAAGUCUUUGCUUUUUGUAUUUCUAUUUUUUUGCUUCAUUAAGGUCACACAACCAAAAUAUAAACUCAAUUCAUCCUAUAAAUAGUGUCACCAAAAAAAGGAAGGUAUCUAUCUCUACACCUCAAGACUAAACAAAAGAAUUACCUACUUGAUCUAGAUAUGACUGAAAAUAAGGCUGUUAUUAAAAAUGCUGAUAUGACAGAGGAUAUGCAACAGGAUGCUGUCGACUGUUGUACACAAGCCAUGGAGAAAUACAAUAUUGAAAAAGAUAUUGCAGCUUAUGUGAAAAAAGAAUUUGACAAGAAGUACAAUCCUACAUGGCAUUGUAUUGUUGGUAGAAAUUUUGGAAGCUAUGUGACGCAUGAAACCAAACACUUCAUCUACUUGUAUCUGGGACAGUUAGCAUUCCUACUGUUCAAGUCUGGUUAGAUAGAUAGAUAUAUAGAUAGAUGGAUGUUAGUCAACAGACAGGAUAUAUGAACAAACCAAUGGACAUCGUUUCACACACAGACACACACACACACACACACACGAACACCACGUAUCAAAAUUUUCAGACACCAAAAUCACUCAACUUAUCAGUUACUUCUUCCUCUUCUUCGCUCAACAGUUUUCAUUUUUGUAUCCAACUUUUGUCUUUGUAACUUUAUUUUGGUUAAAAUUUGAAAAUAAAUUUUUUGAUAAAUAAUAAACAUUGGGAGAAACAAGAGGAUCACCCAGAGAGAGGGAGAGAGACUGUAACAACACUGGGACGAGUUUGCUUCUUUCUUUUUUCUAAAUGGUUAUGUGUAUGCACUCGUGAAUCGGGCUGGAUUUAUUUUCGUAUAUGAGUGUCUGACUCUUAAUAUCCCUGCUACUUGUUCUGGACAUUGAAAUCUGGCGAACUUCUAACUUUAGAUACUUUUUGUGGGUGUUUUGCCUCCUUCUGAUAAGAAAAAACAAAACAACUACUGCAAAAGUAGAUAAUAAAAAAUUAUUUACAGAUUUAAAUAAAAAAGAUAUAUAUGAUGUCGUGUUUUGGAUAAUUUUUAACUCAUUGACUGGAGUUUAGCUUUUUUCUUCAUUGAUGAUUGACGAGGUUUUGUGGACAACUUGUGAUAUAAUGACCUAAUGGGUUUAGUUGGAAAGGAAACCUGAUUUAUGGCUGUUGUGCGUCGGUGGCACAGUGGUU